Telopea speciosissima is the source of this 578-nucleotide messenger RNA. RefSeq names its product mavicyanin-like. Gene Ontology annotation, cellular component: plasma membrane. The transcript is spliced from 2 exons. Gene Ontology annotation, molecular function: electron transfer activity. NCBI's taxonomy places the organism in Eukaryota, Viridiplantae, Streptophyta, Magnoliopsida, Proteales, Proteaceae. The record is from RefSeq and is a predicted model, not a curated record. Bases 30 to 578 code for a protein of 182 amino acids.
UUUAUUAUCUGAUUUGAAUUCCUCCAUUAAUGGCUUAUAAGCUUCUCUUCUUCUAUGUUCUUGCCUGCCUCUGCCUUCAAGUACUAACAUGCAAUGCUACAGUUUACAUGGUGGGUGAUAACUCUGGUUGGGAUGUAAGCACUGAUCUUAACUCAUGGGUCAAGGGCAAAACCUUCAAUGUUGGAGAUUCUCUCUUGUUCCAAUACUCAUCUGGAAACACUGUGAAUGAGGUUACAAGAAACAACUUCAAUGCAUGUAAUGUGACUCAGGCUAUACAAAUAUAUACCGGAGGCAACACAACGAUUCCGUUGACGCAACCCGGCGAUAGAUUCUUUGUCUGUGGGAAUAAGUUGUAUUGCUUUGGAGGGAUGAAGCUUCAAGUCCAUGUUAAUGGAGCUCAGGGGGUAAAUGCUCCGGCAACUGCACCAGGGUUGGCACCCCAAGCUUCUACAAACAACAACAAUGCCUCACCUAAUUUCUCUACUUCAAAUGGGUCUCCUUAUGGUGGAAGGGGUUCUCUAAUAUUUGGAGCUUGUGUUGGUGCUAUUGUGACUCUUCUAUUUGGUGUUAUUAUUUGA